AUGUCGGGCAUAGCAAGUGCACGCUUGGCCGAAGAAAGAAAAGCUUGGCGCAAGGAUCAUCCCUUUGGAUUUGUCGCAAGACCUAUGAAAAAUCCAGAUGGAUCCUUAAAUCUCAUGACAUGGGAAUGUGCCAUACCCGGAAAAAAAGGGACACCAUGGGAAGGAGGUUUAUAUAAAUUGCGGAUGAUUUUCAAAGAUGAUUAUCCAUCUAGUCCUCCCAAAUGCAAAUUUGAACCUCCACUUUUCCAUCCAAACGUAUAUCCUUCUGGAACAGUUUGUCUAUCACUGCUUGAUGAAGAAAAGGAUUGGCGCCCUGCAAUCACGAUCAAACAAAUACUACUUGGAAUUCAGGAUCUGUUAAAUGAACCUAAUGUCAAAGAUCCAGCACAAGCAGAAGCAUAUACAAUUUAUUGUCAAAACCGAUUAGAAUAUGACAAGCGUGUGCGAGCACAGGCCCGUGCUAUGGCAGCAACAGAA
Iphiclides podalirius (scarce swallowtail) is the source of this 477-nucleotide messenger RNA. The record is from the annotation of a GenBank genome assembly. NCBI's taxonomy places the organism in Eukaryota, Metazoa, Arthropoda, Insecta, Lepidoptera, Papilionidae.